AUGUUCUUUUCUAGAUACGCCGAGGGCCUGGCUGCCCUGGCGCUGGCCUUUAUACCGCUUGUCUAUGGAGACUAUGCUGACCCCGGGUCAUGCUCUGGCAACUGCUGGGCACACGAUCCCUCCCUGAUCCGUCGUGCCUCUGAUGGUGUCUAUUUCCGCUUCAACACAGGCGGUGGUGGCCAGAUCUAUAAAGCCGACUCGCUCGAGGGUCCGUGGACGUAUGAGGGAGAUGCCAUGCCCAACGGUUCUAUCAUCGACAUGGAGGGCAAUGAUGAUCUCUGGGCUCCUGAUGUCCACCUUGUCGGCGACACAUAUGUCAUGUACUAUGCCAUCUCUACCUUCGGCACCUCCAACUCCGCCAUCGGCUACGCGACCUCAAGCACCAUGGAGUACGGCAGCUGGACGGACCACGGCGCGACGGGCAUCUCCUCGUCGUCCGGCAAGGCCUACAACGCCAUCGACCCGAACCUGAUCUUGACGGCCGAGGGCAGCUACUACAUGAACUUUGGCUCCUUCUGGUCCGACAUCUACCAGGUGGAGAUGAACAGCGGCGCGACGGCAACCUCAGGCGGGGCCAGCUACAACAUUGCCUACAACGGCACUUCCGACCACGCCGAGGAAGGAUCCUUCAUCUACUACCGCAAGGCUAAUGGCUACUACUACCUCUUCUUCUCCGCGGGCGCCUGCUGCGGCUACGACACCGACAUGCCCGCCGCCGGCGAGGAGUACUCCAUCCGCGUCUGUCGGAGCACCAGCGUCAGCGGGCCCUUUAUCGACGCCGAUGGGCUUGACUGCACUGCCAGCGGCGGCACUACCGUCCUUGCCAGUCACGGCACUGUGUUUGGUCCUGGAGGGCAGGGUGUCUACCCGGACCCGGACCUCGGAAGCGUGCUGUACUAUCACUAUGCUGAUACGACGAUUGGUAUCUCGGAUGCGGACUACCAAUUUGGGUGGAAUGUGUUGAGCUGGUCCACGGGUUGGCCUGUGCCGACGUGA
This is a messenger RNA of Cryphonectria parasitica EP155, 996 nucleotides long. RefSeq names its product family 43 glycoside hydrolase. NCBI's taxonomy places the organism in Eukaryota, Fungi, Ascomycota, Sordariomycetes, Diaporthales, Cryphonectriaceae. Gene Ontology annotation, biological process: carbohydrate metabolic process. The record is from RefSeq and is a predicted model, not a curated record. The coding region runs from base 1 to 996 and encodes 331 amino acids. Gene Ontology annotation, molecular function: arabinan endo-1,5-alpha-L-arabinosidase activity. The transcript has 2 exons.